Bursaphelenchus xylophilus (pine wood nematode) is the source of this 627-nucleotide messenger RNA. The record is from the annotation of a GenBank genome assembly. NCBI's taxonomy places the organism in Eukaryota, Metazoa, Nematoda, Chromadorea, Rhabditida, Aphelenchoididae.
AUGUUUCUUCCUUUUCUGCGCUCUGUGCGUUCUUUGUUACCCUCAUGCUCUCUCGAUAUCCGCCGAAGACAAGUUCAGAAGCUUUUUGGCCAGACUGGCCGAAAGCUGAAGGGAAUACACAAAGCUGAUAGAGUACAAGAUGCAGAGAAAAGGACAGGUCGAGGAAGUGCGGCGAAGACGGAGCGAAAUGGGGCCGCAACGGCAAUUGGGCCGCGGCACGUUCAUUUCGUAGCGCUUAGCCGAAGGGCGCACUCGAUCGAGACGAAAGAGUGGACCCAAUGGAGAGGGAGCAGACUCCGUGGCCUCGAGGCCACAAAAGUUUGGGGCUCGAGGGAGAAUGCGGCUCUCACUCAUUUGGGUAGGGGACGGGGAAAGCCGGCGUUUCGUGCCAAACGGCGGCGGACAGAGAUGAAGAGCGAGGCCCAAGACUUACUGCUACUUUCGGUGGUCCCGACUUUCUGGACUCCCAGCCCGAGAAGCAUCCCAAACAACCGGAGGGGGCUCACCUCCGAAGAGAGCGAUCCGGACCAGAAAAAUGGGACGUGCGACGAAGCCGUUGCAGCAGGAGAUUUGGAAUCUUGGGACGGCUUCGAAUCCUCUUUGCUUUCUGAAGGCAAAAGAACAUAG